AUGGACAUGGACGAGACGCUGAUCGGCGAAGUAGACGUUUCGGAUCCAGACACGCAAGCCAGACUGCUCACCACGGAGUUGGAGGUACACGGGCUGACAACCUGGCUCUUCCCAGAUGAGGACGCUCUAGCCCGAUGGCAAGGUCCCUGGAAGCGGGGCGUCCAUGCUGACGCCUGUGCACAGCCGGAGGACACCCACCUAACGCAAGCCUUCGAUAGCCUCUUCAGCAAGCUGCUGCCUGCUGCGCGAUCCAGACAGAGGCUUCUACAAGUUGGGGAUCUGCGAGACUCGAAUGAGGAGGAUCCUGCGAGACUUCUUGUGCAGCGGCACGGUCUGCAAGGCAUGGUAGCAGCCGGCAGCAGACCGUCUGAAUCUCCAGAGACCUGGCGCCAGGGACCGCCACGAAGCGCAAUCGACUUUUCCCUGGAGGGCGGAACUGAGCUUGCCCAGCAGCUUGGUGAGUGGGCGCAGGUGGACGUGCUGCGCAUGGACCAGGGCUUGCCAGGUUCCUGCAUGCUGUUGAGAGGUUUGCUCAUCGGCGGCCUCUCCGCUCGCAUGAUUCUCAGCUUCACCAACAGUCAAUUCCCACCUCCGCUGCGCUACGUGGGCCUCGCCGAGGAGCUCCCUGAGUCGCUGCAAGGUUGUUCCCUGAGUUACCUGCAAGAUAUUCUCGAGAGAGAGGGGUUUCGACUCCAACUACUAUCGGGGCCAUAUGCAGCCUUCGUGCACGACAUCCUGCUGGGAACGCUGAACGCUGAAGGGCUUGCCCGUGAUGUCGAUGAGUUUGAAUGCUAUCGAUCCAGCCGCAUUUGGGGCUUUGAACCUGAUUUUCCAAUAGAAGUGGUGCGAGACUGGUUCUUCGGCAUCGCGAGCUCGCGUGCUGCGUCACAGGAGGUUCUCAGCCGCAGUUUCGGGAAUGUGUCUCAACUGGUUGGCCACCUACCGAUGGAGAGGAAGCCUGGAUACCUUUUGUACUCCUUCGGAAGAGACAGGAAGAAGGAUGCCUGGAGUGGCGAGGGCACCCCUGGCCCGGGCUACUAUUCCUUGGACUAUGCGAACGCGCUGGUCUGUGCUUCGGCUGCCAGUAUGGGAACUGCUGCUGCGCGGUCACACUGUAGCGACACGCGGCGAAGCAUGAAGAAGGAGAAGAGUGAUCCCAACACGCACUUGCACGUGAUGGAGGCCUGGGUGACUUCGACAGCAGCCGGUCCCAGUCCUCGUAUCGGUUUUGGGACAGAGACUCGCGAGGCGCAGGUCUCCGACCUGGAGCUCUUGCGAGCCUGUCCUGAGUCCAGGUACGGCUCCGGCCCGGGCCUGGUGUACCACCCGGACUACAGGAGAGUGCGUCCAGAAUCGGCUGGCCGAAGCUUUCCUCGCGACAAGUCUGGCGGCCUGGCCAGCAGCGCGGGAGGAACGUCUGGACAAGUGGCACCGUCUUCGUAUCAGCACCACGAUCAGGAGAGAUGUUCAUGUUGCAACAGUUUCCGAUGUCAUCCUGAACGGAAGGCCAAACAGGACCUGUCAUGUGGCAAAGGCUCAGCUCGUGCCGGGAGUCUGCUAA
Symbiodinium necroappetens is the source of this 1561-nucleotide messenger RNA. The record is from the annotation of a GenBank genome assembly. NCBI's taxonomy places the organism in Eukaryota, Dinophyceae, Suessiales, Symbiodiniaceae.